This is a messenger RNA of Tripterygium wilfordii, 1349 nucleotides long. RefSeq names its product alpha N-terminal protein methyltransferase 1. Bases 25 to 1023 code for a protein of 332 amino acids. Gene Ontology annotation, cellular component: cytoplasm. The transcript has 8 exons. Gene Ontology annotation, biological process: N-terminal protein amino acid methylation. The record is from RefSeq and is a predicted model, not a curated record. Gene Ontology annotation, molecular function: methyltransferase activity. Lineage: Eukaryota; Viridiplantae; Streptophyta; Magnoliopsida; Celastrales; Celastraceae.
UGAUUCUUGUGGCGGUGGGCGGUCAUGGACGUUCUAUGUCCAUAUCCAUAUGCAUCAAAGUGGAUCCGAUCCAAACCCAAUUGUGAACCACCCGUUUCGUUUCUUUCCCUCCACAUCCCGUUCCGCUUCUUUACACAGUGCGUCUCCUUCGGCCGACGCUUUAGAACCUGUGACUCCGUUAGUCCCAAGUCCAUGGAGGUCAGCGGGUCUGACUCCGAUGGUCGGACGUUCAGUAACGCAGAGGAGAUGUGGAGAGAACACGCCGGGGACGAUAAUAGGAAGACCCAAUGGUACAGUGACGGCGUCGCGUAUUGGGAAGGCGUGGAGGCGUCGGUGGAAGGAGUGUUGGGUGGGUUUGGGCAGGUGAACGACGCCGAUAUCAACGGUAGUGAAGCAUUCCUUAACACCCUCUUAGCUGAGAGAUUCGUCGAUGGUGGCAAAAGCCGUCAUCUUGUUGCCCUUGAUUGCGGUUCGGGCAUUGGGAGAAUCACGAAGAAUCUUCUCCUACGUUAUUUUAAUGAGGUUGAUCUUCUUGAGCCUGUGGCACAUUUCCUGGAUGCUGCCCGAGAAAGUUUGGCCCCUGAAAAUCACACAGCCCCUGACAUGCACAAAGCCACUAAUUUUUUCUGUGUCCCACUUCAGGAGUUCACUCCCGAUGCAGGAAGAUAUGAUGUUAUAUGGGUCCAAUGGUGUAUUGGGCACCUCACUGAUAAUGACUUUGUGUCAUUUUUUAAGAGAGCAAAGAUUGGCCUCAAACCAGGUGGAUUUUUUGUCCUGAAGGAAAAUAUUGCAAGAAACGGAUUUGUAUUGGACAAAGAAGAUCGCAGUGUCACCAGGUCGGACUUAUAUUUCAAGGAGCUUUUUACUCGCUGUGGGUUGCAUCUCUACAAAUCCAGGGAUCAAAGGGGACUUCCCGAGGAACUCUUUGCUGUGAGAAUGUAUGCUUUAACAACUGACACUGCAAAGAAAGCAAGCAAGACUAGAUCAAAAUCCCAAGCCAACAGGCCUGGCAUAAUCAAAUGAGGAAUCACCUCCAUAACGUCUGAAGUCGCAGCAAGAAGAGUUGCACGUCUUUAGUGUUAGAAACAUUCAUGUAGCUUGAAUGUAUAAGGCUGGGAGGAUACCCUCCCCUAUUCAUUCAUAACUUUGCUAUUUGUACACUCAAUGUAGCCUUUAGUAAUGGUUGAAUCUCAUCAAGAUUCACCUACAGGGGUGGCAUAAGCAAACGCUCGACUUUUGUACUCUAAAAAAUCUUUAUUUUUUCUGUCCUUCCAAAUGCUGAUGUAUUGACUGGGGCUAGAAAAUGUGAAAUUGAAUGUGGAUAUCAUGUCCGAGGGAUUGUUUAUUGA